Syngnathus acus (greater pipefish) is the source of this 4461-nucleotide messenger RNA. RefSeq names its product potassium channel subfamily T member 2 (gene kcnt2b). The record is from RefSeq and is a predicted model, not a curated record. NCBI's taxonomy places the organism in Eukaryota, Metazoa, Chordata, Actinopteri, Syngnathiformes, Syngnathidae. The coding region runs from base 722 to 4435 and encodes 1237 amino acids. Gene Ontology annotation, biological process: potassium ion transport. Gene Ontology annotation, cellular component: membrane. The transcript is spliced from 30 exons. Gene Ontology annotation, molecular function: intracellular sodium-activated potassium channel activity.
CGCCUGUGGAAAAACAAUCAGGAAAAAAGGAGUCAAUCAUUUGUUGCAACAAAAAAAAAAAUCAAACCAAUAACAAUUAUUGCUAAGGCCAUAAAGAAAAGCGCACAACAAAUGAGUGACACCUCAUGAGUUGCACCUUCGGUCUUUGGUUGUUUUUCCUCGGGCAUGGUGCUUUUUGAAUAUCAAAUUAGAGGCACAGCAUGGUGCUAUAGAAAGCUAUUUUACCCCCACAAAUUCAUUUUAUCAUUACUACUUUCAAGUCAUAAUGACCAUUCUUGAACAAAUAUGACAGAAUGCGUAGGUGUUCCUAAUAAAGUGGCCAGGCUGGUCGUGUACUACGCUCACGCGCACGCACACCCAAGUGGUGGCAUCGCUAAUCCCCAGUGGCUGGUCGUACACUUGCAGCGAGCGCGUCGAUGCAUGUGGAGCUCAGGCGGGGAGGAUGCUGCGGACGAGCGACGCAAGCAACCAGUUGCUCUUCAGCUGCCAAAGUGGAUUCGCAGACGCAACCUGUUGCCUCGGCGCGGGGGCAAGUGCAGCCGAAUUGUAAUUAGGAAGCCGAGUCGAUCAGAAAGCACCAUGUCGCCGAUGGUGAUGCUAUUAUAAGGACUACGAGGAGGAGCGGAGAUUUUGGGGUGGUGGUUCCCCCUCCUCCGUACGGAGGUUUUUGCGCUGAUCCGCGCGCGCGCCGCGUCUCUCGGUGCAGCUCCGAGGUAGAAGGAUGGUCGAACUGGAGAAGGAGGUGCUCCCGUUGCCCCCGCGGUACCGGUUCCGAGACCUGUUGCUCGGGGACUGGCAGACCGACGACAGGGUACAGGUGGAGUUCUACGUGAAUGAGAACACGUUCAAGGAGCGCCUCAAGCUGUUCUUCAUCAAAAACCAAAGAUCCAGUUUGCGAGUGCGAAUGUUUAACUUUGCGCUCAAAGUGCUGAGCUGCCUCCUCUACAUUGUCAGAGUGUUGCUGGACAAUCCCCAAGAGUGGAGGCCCGACUGCAUGAGUGGCGCCAACUGUACCAAACAAAACACAUCCUCUCGCCAAUGGAGCGAAUUUGACUGGAAGCUGAUCAUCUGGGUGGAAAGACCUCUACCCCUGUGGGCCCUGCAGGUGCUUGUGGCUUUUAUCAGCUUUUCAGAAACGAUGCUGCUGGUGUAUCUUAGCUACAAGGGCAACGUCUGGGAGCAAGUACUACGUGUCCCCUUCAUUCUGGAGAUGAUCAGCGCCGUCCCCUUCAUGAUCACUGUGAUUCUGCCCUCCUUCAGAAAUCUCUUCAUUCCUGUUUUCCUAAAUUGCUGGCUGGCAAAACAUGCUUUGGAGAACAUGAUAAACGAUCUCCACAGGGCCAUCCAGCGGACACACUCGGCCAUGUUCAACCAAGUGGUGAUACUCAUCAGUACGUUGGUGUGUCUCAUGUUCACAUGCAUCUGCGGCAUUCAGCAUCUGGAGCGGGCCGGCAACAACCUGACCUUGUUCGAUUCACUCUACUUCUGCGUGGUCACCUUCUCCACGGUGGGCUUCGGGGACGUCACCCCUCAGAUCUGGCCCUCGCAGCUGCUAGUGGUCAUCAUGAUCUUUGUGGCGCUUAUUGUGCUUCCCAUACAGUUUGAGCAGCUGGCCUUCCUGUGGAUGGAGCGGCAAAAGUCGGGCGGAAACUACAGCCGCUACCGAGCGCAGACGGAGAAGCACGUGGUGCUGUGUGUCAGCUGCCUCAAGAUAGACCUUCUCAUGGAUUUCCUCAACGAGUUCUUUGCUCACCCUCGACUGCAGGAUUACUACGUCGUGAUCCUGUGCCCGGCAGAAAUGGAUGUCCAGGUUCGAAGAGUACUUCAUGUUCCACUGUGGGCCCAGAGAGUCAUCUACCUGCAGGGCUCUGCUCUCAAAGACCAAGACCUGAUGAGGGCCAAGAUGGAUGACGCCGAGGCCUGCUUCAUCCUCAGUAACCGUUUUGAAGUGGACCGUAUCGCUGCUGAUCAUCAAACCAUCCUGCGGGCCUGGGCGGUGAAAGACUUUGCUCCCAACUGUCCGCUGUACGUGCAGAUCCUCAAGCCAGAGAACAAGUUCCAUGUCAAGUUUGCAGAUCAUGUGGUGUGUGAGGAAGAGUUCAAGUAUGCCAUGCUGGCUUUGAACUGCGUGUGCCCCGGUACUUCGACACUCAUUACUCUGUUGAUCCACUCCUCCAGAGGACAAACGGCACCCCAGGAGGCCUUUAAGCAACGUGGAGGAGCCUUUCAAGCACUGAACAGGGAAGGCGGGGCCUGCGCUGCCGACCAGUGGCAUCGAACCUACCGCCGCUGCUCGGCCAAUGAGGUGCAUCACAUUCGGUUGGAAGAGAGUAAAUUCUUCGGGGAAUACCAGGGCAAGAGUUUCACAUUUGCCUCCUUUCAUGCUCACAAAAAGUACGGAGUGUGUCUGAUCGGAGUACGCAGGCUGGACACCAGCAACAUCCUGCUGAACCCCGGACCCUGUCAUAUCAUGGGAGCCUCUGACAUUUGCUUCUACAUCAACAUCUCCAAAGAGGAGAACUCGGCAUUUGUCCGUGGCCAGAGGGAGCCGUCGUGGGGCAGCGUGGGGAGCAAUGCCAGGGGGGUUCACCAGAGCAUUUACCACGGACUCACCCGCCUGCCGGUGCACAGCAUUAUCGCCAGCAUGGGCACGGUAGCCAUCGACCUUCAGGAUUCCAGCGACAGCAGCCCGGAAGGUCCAGACCCAGGCAGCGCGGGUCCCGGCAGCGGGAGAGGAAGCCGAAGCAGCUCCAGGACGGAGAUGAGCGGGGCCAACACGUUGGCCUUACCCGCCCUGAGUGACUCCGCUGAAGAGAGGCGGCACAGCAUUGCGCCCGUCUUGGAGUUGGUGGACGGCGUGAGCAGCCCUGCUUUUGACCUGCUGGGAGACCAGUCGGAGGACGAGGGAGGGGAGGAGAGCAAGGACGACAGCGACAAAGACGAGAGCGCCCACUGGUGGGGUCGACACUGCGAGUGGGUGAAGGGCUACCCGCUCAACUCGCCGUACAUCGGUAGUUCUCCUGCUCUUUGCCACCUUCUACAAGAAAAGAUGCCUUUUUGCUGCCUACGCAUGGACAAGGCUUGUCACCAUAUCCCAUUCGAAGAUGCCCGCUCCUACGGCUUCAAAAACAAAUUGAUCAUCGUGUCAGCAGAGAGCGCGGGGAACGGCCUUUACAAUUUCAUCGUACCUCUUCGGGCCUACUAUCGACCCAGAAAGGAGCUGAAUCCCAUCGUACUGCUUCUGGAGAGCAUACCCGAGGCUGACUUCCUGGAGGCGAUCUGUUGGUUCCCAAUGGUUUUCUACACAGUGGGCUCUAUGGACAAUUUAGACAGCCUAUUGCGGUGUGGAGUGACGUUUGCAGACACCAUGGUGGUGGUUGACAAGGAGAGCUCCAUGAUCGCCGAGGAAGACUACAUGGCUGACGCAAAGACCAUCGUCAACGUCCAAACCCUCUUCAGACUGUUCCCAGCGCUGAGUAUUAUCACUGAGCUCACACACCCGGCCAACAUGCGCUUCAUGCAAUUCAAAGUCAAAGACCACUAUUCUCAAGCGCUGUCCAAGCUGGAAAAGAAGGAAAGGGAGAGAGGAUCCAACCUGGUAUUUAUGUUCCGCCUGCCCUUUGCAGCAGGCAAAGUCUUCAGCGUUAGCAUGCUAGACACACUCCUCUACCAGUCCUUCGUCAAGGAUUACAUGAUCUCCAUCACCAGGUUGCUGCUGGGCCUCGACUCCAUGCCCGGUUCAGGGUUCCUCUGCGCUAUGAAAAUCACAGAGGAUGACUUGUGGAUACGGACGUACGGCAGGCUCUACCAGAAGCUGUGCUCCUCCACAGGGGACAUUCCUAUUGGCAUCUACAGAACAGAAGCUCACAAGCUUCCGGUUUCAGAGUCGCAGGUAUCCAUCACAGUGGAAGACUACGAGGACACCAGAGAACCCAGGGAGCCCCUGCUGUCCCGAAGUGGCGCUCAUCGCAACUCUACCUCCUCAGAGCCCUUCUCGACCUCGUCCCACUCCUCGGACCACCCGCUGCUCCGCAGGAAGAGCAUGCAGUGGGCGCGGCGCCUGAGCAGGAAGGGGGGCCGGAGCUCAGGCGGGGCCAAGGGCGGCGCUGGCAGCGCGGCCGAAAGGAUCAGCCAGCAGAGAUUGACACUCUUCCGGCGAUCGGAGAGGCAGGAACUCAAUGCCCUCGUGAGGACCAGGAUGAAGCAUUUGGGUCUUUCUCCCACUGGCUUCAAUGGCAUGACGGACCAAGGCAACAGACUGUCGUACAUCCUUAUCAACCCCUCUCCAGACACCAGACUGGAGCUCCACGAUGUUGUGUACCUCAUCAGACCAGACCCCCUCUCACUGGUACCCAAUCAAGGGAGCGGCAGGAAGUGCAGCGCCGGACUGGCAGAGAGCCACAAGUUCGACCCCCAAGACAGCACCCACCUGUGAGACAUGAAUGAACAAAAAUAACAAAA